UCCCUAUCAAUAUGACCAUGUUCACAAAGAAUCCAAAUUACACUUCAACAGAAAAAAAAAUAUAUAUUAGGAUAGUCUCAUGAUUCAAUCGUGUCACAAGGUAAACAGCUAGGAAACGCCUCAAUGUCUAAGGUCAAUAGAAGAGACGAUGCGGCAGCCUAACCACCACCUCCCUCUCUCAGCCUCUUCAUAAACGCUGCCAUCUUUCUGCGAGUGAUGAAAGAUUGAAGGAAACACCACACCAAAUAUGGCAAACAAGAUGAAGUUGGCCAGGAACUCGAACAGAGAGUCCCAUAGGUUCAGAUUGGUGGUUUUUGUGAUCGGAUGCUUCCUCGUCUCGAUGACCUUCAUUGUGGUGUCUCAACCUCAAUCAAUCCCCUUUCCCAUUCUGGGUUUAAAACCAAGAGUUCAUGUGGCUCCAAGCACUCCCAAGGCCGAACAGACAACACAUUCUCAGCAACCGGGUGGAGUUUCAGGACAGAACAACGCAACAGAACAGAGCAAGCAGGAAAUCGGGCGCGAUAAUGAGACUCAGGAGAGGAGCAUGAAAGCUGAUGACCCAAGAACCCAUCAAGAUGAAGUGGGUGGUGAAAUUAAUUCAGCUCAGAAGGAAACUUUUCCAAGCACUACUGAUAAACUAGAGAGCGAUAACGGCAUGCUGGAGAGAAACACGAAAACUGAUGCAUCCAACUCCAAUGGAGGGGAAUUGCACAGAAAAUUUACACUCCCAACAAUUUCAAACUACACCAUUAAUGAUUCAUUUCAAGUAGAAAAUGCUAGCAAUGCCGAGCAAUUAGGGAGCGAAAAUGAGACCAAGGGAGGAAGCGCUGCAUGUGACCCCAAUUCUGGUAAUUGUGAAAAGAAUUGGGAAGAAAACACCAGCAAUUCCAAGCAAUUAGGUGUGGGGGACCAGAAGAUGAAUUCAGAGAGGAAGCCAUUAUGUGAUUUUUCUCACUACCGUGUAAACCGAUGCGAAAUGGAAGGUGAUAUCAGAAUUCACAGGAACCCUUCCUCCAUUAUAUCUGUGGAAUCCACCGAGAGAAGCAGUGAAUCAUACCGCAUUAGGCCUUACCCUCGCAAGGGAGACAAGAUUGCCCUUAGCCGUGUCACAGAAGUGAUAGUGAAAUCAAGCAAAGAAGGUCCUCAAUGCAGCAUAAAUCACGACGUCCCUGCUCUAGUUUUCUCAGUUGGCGGAUACACUGGAAACCUGUUCCAUGACUUCACUGAUGUAAUGCUUCCCAUCUUCUUGAGCGCCAGCCAAUAUAAUGGAGAAGUCCAGUUUGUCAUAACAGAGACCAGGCCUUGGUGGAUGCACAAGUAUGUACCCGUAUUCCGGAAGCUCUCUCGCUACGAAAUCAUCGACUUCGACAACGAUGAUAGAGUUCAUUGUUUCAAGCAUGCCGUCGUGGGUCUUCGAGCACAAAUGGAGUUCAGCGUCGACCCCUCGCAAGAUCCCAAUGGCUAUUCCAUGGUCGACUUCGGUCGGUUCAUGAGGAGUGUCUACUCAUUGGAGAGAGACACCAUGACCAAAAUCGAAGAACACCCCCACAGAAAGCCAAGACUUGCCAUCAUAUCAAGGCAAAGGACCAGAAAAUUCACUAACAUUCCUGAGAUAGUUCAAAUGGCACGGGAUCUGGGCUAUGAAGUGGUGGUUGAAGAGGCUGGUAUAAGCACCAACGUGUCUCAGUUUGCCGAGGUUAUUAAUUCUUGCGAUGUGCUCAUGGGAGUGCAUGGUGCUGGUCUCACCAAUCUAGUAUUCCUCCCAAUCAAUGCAACCAUCAUCCAGAUUGUACCAUGGGGUGGCCUAGAAGGGAUAGCCAUGUUUGACUUCGGACAUGGAGCCAAGGCCAUGAAGCUGAACUAUGUGCAGUAUAGUAUCAAUGUGGAUGAGAGCACACUGACUGAGAUAUAUCCAAGAGAUCAUCUUGUGUUCCAGAACCCCAUGUCCUUUCACCGAAAGGGGUGGGAACUUCUAAGGGGAACAUUCAUGGACAAACAGAAUGUGAAGUUGGAUGUGAACAGGUUCAGGGAUGUUUUGUGGAAAGCCCUUGAGCACAUGAUGCAGUAGGUGUUUGUUGAAGGCUCUGUAUAUCUUUCAGUUCAUUUUUGUUUUUCACCAAUUAAUUUUUAAUUUAAGCCGAAAAGCUUUCGCAAGAAAGAUGAUGUCUACGAUCUGAAGUUUUAGCUGUAAUGGAUGAUCCUGUUUUGAAUAUUUUUGUAGGGGAUACUGGGUGGUUCAACCUCCCUUUCAUUCAACUAAAGGAAUAAGUUGCAGAGGAUGGUGGAUGAUACUUGUAUUAAAAA
Messenger RNA from Elaeis guineensis (African oil palm), 2304 nucleotides. Its product is annotated as alpha-1,3-arabinosyltransferase XAT3. Gene Ontology annotation, molecular function: glycosyltransferase activity. The record is from RefSeq and is a predicted model, not a curated record. NCBI's taxonomy places the organism in Eukaryota, Viridiplantae, Streptophyta, Magnoliopsida, Arecales, Arecaceae.